Carlito syrichta (Philippine tarsier) is the source of this 1610-nucleotide messenger RNA. It is a transcript of the gene NOSTRIN, whose product is annotated as nitric oxide synthase trafficking. NCBI's taxonomy places the organism in Eukaryota, Metazoa, Chordata, Mammalia, Primates, Tarsiidae. Bases 5 to 1525 code for a protein of 506 amino acids. Gene Ontology annotation, molecular function: protein binding. The record is from RefSeq and is a predicted model, not a curated record. Gene Ontology annotation, biological process: signal transduction. The transcript has 16 exons. Gene Ontology annotation, cellular component: plasma membrane; cytoplasm.
AACCAUGAGGGAUCCACUGACGGAUUGUUCGUAUAAUAAAGUAUACAAGAACCUAAAGGAGUUUUCUCAAAAUGGAGAGAAUUUCUGCAAGCAGAUCACAUCCAUUCUUCAGCAAAGGGCAAACCUGGAAAUUAGCUAUGCCAAAGGACUUCAGAAACUGGCAAACAAGCUGAGCAAAGCAUUGCAGAACACAAGGAAAAACUGCCUCAGCAGUGCCUGGGCCUGGGCCUCGGAGGGCAUGAAAUCCGCAGCGGACCUGCAUCAAAAACUUGGCAAAGCAAUUGAGUUGGAAGCAAUAAAGCCGACGUAUCAAGUCCUGAAUGUACAAGAAAAGAAGAGAAAAUCACUUGAUAAUGAAGUUGAAAAGACAGCAAAUCUUGUCAUAAGCAACUGGAACCAGCAAAUUAAGGCCAAGAAGAAAUUAAUGGUGAGUACCAAGAAGCAUGAAGCACUUUUCCAGCUUGUAGAAAGCACAAAGCAAUCUGUGACUGAGAAGGAGAAGCGGAAGCUCCUCAAUAAACUGAAAAAAUCGGCUGAGAAGUUGGAAAAAGAAGAAGAACACUACUACCAAAAAAACAUGGCGGGCUGUUCUACCAGACUAAAAUGGGAAAACACACUAGAAAACUGCUACCAAGGCAUCCUGGAGCUGGAGAAGGAAAGAAUUCAACUUUUAUGCAAUAACUUAAACCAGUACAGUCAACAUAUUUCUCUUUUUGGCCAAACCUUGACCACAUGCCACACACAGAUUCACUGUGCGAUCAGUAAGAUUGAUGUCGAAAAAGAUGUCCUGGCUCUCGUGGAAGAAACUGCAACUUUAUCUACAGAAAACAAAUCUGAGUUCCUGUUAACUGAUUACUUUGAAGAAGAUCCUAACAAUGCUAUGGAUAAAGAGAGACGAAAGUCUUUAAUAAAACCAAAAUUGUUGAGAUUGAAAAGAGACAUUGAAAAAGCCUCAAGAGACAAGGAAGGCUUGGAACGAGUGCUUAAUACAUACUCCAGCAACUCCUCCUUCUCCGAUGCAAAGAGCCAGAAAGACACAGCAGUGUUAAUGGAUGAGAACAAUUUGAAACUGGACCUACUGGAAGCGAACUCCUAUAAACUGUCAUCAGUGUUAGCAGAACUUGAGCAAAGACCUAAACCCAGCCACCCCUGUAGUACCUCCAUCUUCAAGUGGAAGGAAAAGGAACAUACUCAUAGUUAUGUAAAAGUAUCUCGGCCUUUUCUGAUGAAGAGAUUGGAGAAUGUUGUGAGCAGAGCAUCUUCUGGUGGGCAGAGUGAUCCAGGUUCUUCAUCUUCAGCUUCUGGUGUGGCCCAGCUCAGCAAGAGUCUUUGCAAAGUCUUAUAUUCUUUUAAAGCCAGGCAAGAUGACGAGUUGAAUUUGGAAAAAGGUGACAUUGUGGUUAUACAUGAGAAAAAAGAAGAAGGAUGGUGGUUUGGAUCUUUAAAUGGGAAAAAAGGCCAUUUUCCUGCGGCUUAUGUGGAAGAGCUACCUUCAAAUGCUGGAAAUACAGCUACACAGGCAUAAAACAAGACUGAACAUACUGCCUUACACACUCUGUAAACUGACUAUACAGUGUGGUACCAAUAAAGAGAAAAUGUUAUUAUCCUGA